AUGCUGGGCUCGUCGGUGACGCCCACCCAGACCCCGACUCAGAAGGAGAAGCCCUUCAGUCCGCAAUCGUCGAGCACCAUCUCCGGUCCCCGACCCAGUCUUGACCUUAACGAUGGCGGAAACCUCCAGCUCCCUUCUGCUGCCAACGGCCCUGCGUCGGUGCGGAACAUGUCCACUUCGGCCGUCAGCUUCGGCCCCAGGGGCUCCAGCCUUAACCCUUCCUCCAUGGCUGGUCCCGGCAGCUUCAGCUCCGAUUUGAGGAGCCAGAUGGGGCAGUCACGCGCAGGCUCAAGAAUGGACGUCUACAACAACCUGGGGACGCUGGACGAGGCGGGCGACAGCCCAGCGAAGGACAAGCUCCUUACCGAUCUGCGCGACGAUCUCGCCAGGGAGAACAAGAUCAAGGAGGGCAGCGAGAACAUGCUGGAGGCCUUGAAUAACAAAAAGCCAAAACAGGUCAAAGAGCAGAAGGCAAAGGUCGAAGCCGAGCUGAACGCCUCCUAUGCUCGCAUCAGGAACCUCAAGCUGCGCAUCGAGGAGCUCCAGCAGGCCAAGGCGGCUCCUACCACACCCAUCCGAGCCCCUGAGGAGUUCUUCCCUCCCAGAGGGAUACGUUCGCCUCAAAGCGCAUCGAGGAGUGGCGCUGGUUCGGACAUCGAAGAAACCAUGGACCCUACAUACCAGCUUGGCGAGCUCCUACAAGCCCUAGAGGCAACUGGCCUGACGCCCGAGUAUUACGUGGCCAAGGCCAACAGCCUUGUCGACCUCUUCAAGCAGUAUCCGAUGUUGAAGUAUGACCUGGUCUGGUCUAUCUUUGGCCUCAGGGUGCAAAUGAUGCUCGUCAGUGACAGCCGGGAGGUCGUUGCUGCAGGCUACCGGAUGACCCGUUAUGCCAUGUCAGACAGGAUCUCUCUUAAGAAGAUUCGCACCCUCAACACUGAUUACAUAGUUAUCUCGUCCUUGAUCAAAGACAGAAAGGCCGACCUGGAGAGGGAGCAAGCAUUAAAGUUUGUACGGGCCUUCUUGGACAUCAAAGACGGUAUUCGGGAGCUGUCAAGGGCUGUCGUCAGAACAGUUGUCUCUAUUGCAGAACAUAAUGAGGAUAGACUGCGGCCGAUAUGUCUGGAGACACUGGCUGAAAUCCUUGUUCGAGAUCCCCAACUGGCUCUUGCCUCUGGUGCCAUGGGCAUUCUAUGCGAUGCCUUGACAGAAGGCUCUUACAAGGCCCCACAGAGUCUGAUCUCAGCAUUUCUGUUCCUGCUGGAUAGUCCUCAGAGGCGCAAGUAUCUGCGACCAGGCUACGAUGUGGAGGUGAUAUUCAACGUCUUCACCGAUGUCUUCAUAACCAACGAAACCAUCCUGAAACACAAUUCCAGGGCGAUUUCUUCGGCGCUGAAGACAUGGUCGGGUCUCAUGUACCUGUCCAUGUACAAUUCCAGAGCGAUCAGGUCGCUAAUAUCAAGCUUGGUGAUUCCCAACCCGCAAGCUAGGGACACCGUCAUCGACCUUCUCUACUCGUUGCUGCGGAUCAAAUCCCCAGCAUGGGCAACACCUUUCUUGGCCGGCAGAAGGCUUACAACCUACGGGAGGGUCACAGCGAUGAAUACCACGGCACCUAAAGGCACACAGGCUUAUAUCGAGGACGAUGGGGGAGAACAGAAUUUCGUGGAUCACUACACUGCGCUGCUUCUGGCUUCACUGAUCAGGUCGGAUCUUGUACCGACCCUUCUUAAUCUCGCCCGAGAUGCGGAAGAUGAGACGCUGAAGCGCAAGUCGACAUUACUGUUAGGUGAGGUCUUGAGGCUCUCAAGCCGUUUACUGCCUCCGUCAUGGAGCAGCGAGCUGCAGUUCCUACCGGGACUGUUCUCAGCUGCCGUCCGUUUCAAUGAGAAGUCGCACUUCGUCGCCACGAGUCUGGUUUAUCAGAUCAGCAGUGUCAGUCGUACGCUCUACCGGUCUUCCCCGUCUGUUUUCACUGCUGCCGGGCUCGCGUCACAUCAGAUUUCAAAUCCAGGGUUAGAAGAAGAGCAGACCAGAGCUGCUCCCGUUGUUAGCGUCGACGAAGGCACCUUUCGGCAGUUGCUGGUGGACUCUUACGUAUUAAGCAGCAGCAACUACCUCAAGUGGAAUUGGGACAUCAUACUCAAGGUCAUCGAGGGGCCUUUGACAAUCAACAAGAGGGUGGAAGACGCCAUCAAAGCAUCCAAAUGGAUGAAGAGAGUGAUGGGGUUUUACCGGCCAUUCAAGUACCGAUUCUCAGACAUGAAGAACACACGAAAUACGCAAAAGUAUGUACGGGCCGGUUGCGCUCUGAUGCAGGCUCUUCUCCAAACUCCACAGGGCAGGGCCUACCUGGUCGACAAUAAGGUCCUGAGACAGCUCGCUGAAUGCCUGGCUCAAUGUGAUCCUAAAAGUGGCUUGACAGCUCGUGUACCCCUCUUCUCCAGAGACAGACUUAUGGACACGCUUAGUGGAGGGUACGUUGCUAUGCUUGGUGUUUUAACCGCGGACAUCAGAGGCUUGGAGAUGAUGAAUCGGUGGAGGAUGUUCAACAUGAUAUUCUCCAUCCUUGACGGCCAGCGGCGCCCCGAUCUGAUCAAGAUGAUGCUCUCGCAUUUUGACUACAAUAUUCAACACCAUCCUCAGGUCCUACUCCAGAAGGCUAUGACCAGCAAUACCAAAGAGAUCCGGAUGUAUGCCACCAACAUCCUCGGGAAGCAUGCCAACGAUCCCAAGGCCAACCUGACUGGCGAUAUGAAGUGGGCCAUCAGGGCUCUUGUGACACAGCUCUACGACCCGGAAGUUGAAGUCAGCGCUACCGCGAUCAAAACACUCGAGAAGGCAUGCAAUACCAGGAACUAUCUGGAAAUGAUCGUUGAGUGCAAACCGGGCCUGGAUCACCUUGGGGAAAUCGGUGCUCCCUUGCUUCUACGAUUCUUAUCCACGUCAAUUGGCUAUCAUUACUUGGACGGCCUGGACUACAUCAGUAACGAAAUGGAUGACUGGUUCCUUGGUCGUAACGACACCUACGUCAACACCGUCGAGGCCAGUCUUGCUCGCGCCUUUGCUGAUGGUCAGGAUGAGCCCGCGAAUCGCCUGAGCUUGCUUGGUGAGGAACCAGACACGGAGGCGGAUCCGCACGUUCCGCCACACUUCUACCGCGAACUCACACGCACCGAGGAGGGUUGCAGGUUGCUGCAAGACAAAGGUCACUUCGCUGAGUUUGCGUCUACGAUUAAAGAGCAUGGACUUGAAGCUGACGACGCUGAGAUAAUGAUCAAGGUCAAAGGUUGCAUGUGGGCUGUGGGCAAUGUGGGAUCCAUGGAACGUGGCGCGCCGUUUCUCGAAAGCUGCGAUGUGGUCCCACACAUCGUACGCAUCGCCGAGGACCACGAGGUCAUGAGCAUGCGAGGGACCGCGUUCUUUGUUAUUGGCUUGAUAUCAAGGUCUGUCCAUGGGCUCGAGAUGCUGUCAGAGCUAGGUUGGGACGCAAACACAAAUUCAUUAGGGAACUCUACCGGGUUCUGCGUCCCCAGCGACUUGUCGAAGUUUUUCUCUCUGCAGCCCUGGCAGCAUGAGACGGCCGGCGCCAUAGUCUUGCCCGAGACGCAGAGAACUGAAAAGAGCGCAAAACCGCCGGUCUUGCCAUCUCGGCCACGGUCAGACUCGUUGAUGGAGGUCAUGGGCCCGCCCACAUCCGAAUACGGGUACGCGAACACUGGCGCUUUCGAUGACGACGAGCACAUAGAACUGGACCCAGACCCACUCAACCACAAGAUACUCGAGCUCUUCAUCGACCUCAGCAACACAGUACGCUUUGGGAAGGCCCGGACCGAGCUCGUGCAGCUCAAGGAGCAGAAGAAACCACCGGGGUUCUCCGACGCGCGACUGUUCCGGCGCGUUGUGGCUCUCAUGGAGAUGCAUCACUACAGAUUGAAUGCACGCCGCAUGCUUGAACUGUUCGAGCGCAGCGUGCUACGGCAGGUCGUCUUUGACGAAGAUGGUGAGAGCGAGGAGCUAGACGAUCCUACUGGGCUGCCGGCUCAGGAGUCGGACACCGGCACUCCGGCGAGGGACAACGAAGAAGAUGCCGAGGCGGGCGGCUUGGACUCUGAAGCUGAAUAG
Molecule: messenger RNA, 4125 nt
Organism: Diaporthe amygdali
Lineage: Eukaryota; Fungi; Ascomycota; Sordariomycetes; Diaporthales; Diaporthaceae
Exons: 3
Coding region: 1-4125 (1374 amino acids)
Biological process (GO): TORC2 signaling
Cellular component (GO): TORC2 complex
Source: RefSeq, a predicted model, not a curated record